AUGUUCUGCUUAUUCAUUCUUAAACAUUCUGCUGCUGAGGGAGGCGCUAGCAUAUUUUCUGAAUCUAGUGAAGCUGUUUCCGUGAGCCAAACAGCCUUCGGCUUUAGAGAAUGCGAUGAUAAUUGGCAAAUAAAUUCCUCAGAUUUGAACUCUGAGAGUACUCGGCCGGACGAUCCUCGCCCGCUCGACAUCAUCCGACAACAUUACCUGAUGCCGGCCUCUGCAGAGCCUUACGCGUUUGCAGUAAUGUCUGUUCCUUCCGUAGGCCAGACAACAAUUGUCGACAACUUUUUCAAACAAAAGACACACGGAGUGUUCGUCGAGUGCGGCGCUAUCGACGGCCAGUUUCUCUCAAAUACGCUAUUUCUGGAACGUUUCCGGUCCUGGACGGGCUUGCUGAUAGAGCCCGAGCCCAGAAACUUCAAGGCUUUGAAGAAACGACAUCGCAAGGCUUUGAUUGCAAACUCUUGUCUCUCCAGUAAACCCCAUCCAAGCGAGUUCGUUUUACGACAGGCAUGGGCCCUUAGCGAGAUCCUCGACUUCAAUAAUAUAAGCUACGAUCAUGAGACUAUCGGAAAUGGGGACGUGAGCUACAAAAUAGUGCAAUGCUUCCCUUUCUACUUCUUCUUGCUGGCCGCCAACAUCACCGCCAUCGACUACUUCAGCCUCGAUAUUGAGGGACAGGAACUCAAUGUGCUCAAGACGAUCCCGUGGCAUCGAGUCGAUAUCAAGAUGAUUUCAGUGGAGCACAAGCACGUAAAGGAAGGCAAGGCGGCCGUCAACGCCCACAUGGCGGCCGCUGGCUACGUCGCCUACGAAGAAAUGACUGACGGCGCCGGUACGCCCGGUGACGUCAUCUUUGUCAGACGCGAUCUCGUGGAGUGA
Molecule: messenger RNA, 885 nt
Organism: Hyalella azteca
Lineage: Eukaryota; Metazoa; Arthropoda; Malacostraca; Amphipoda; Hyalellidae
Product: protein Star-like
Exons: 5
Coding region: 1-885 (294 amino acids)
Source: RefSeq, a predicted model, not a curated record